AUGUAUACAGUAGAGUUUCAAAAACGUGGAUUGCCACACGCGCAUAUUCUUCUAUGGUUGAAACCCCAGUACAAAUUGAUAACCGGAGAGGACAUUGAUAAAUUCAUUUCAGCUGAGCUUCCUGACCCGCAGAUUUAUCCAAAGCUUUACAAGGCCGUUUCCUCUUUCAUGAUCCACGGUCCGUGUGGGGUUAUUGAUCCUAAGUGUGCAUGCAUGGUUGAUGGAAAGUGUUCUAAACACUUUCCCAAAAAAUAUCAGAACUGCACUACCAUUGAUGAUGAUGGUUUCCCAAUUUAUAAGAGAAGGAAGACAGGAAUUACAGUGGCCAAGAAAGGAGUUCCUUUGGAUAAUGGUUUUGUUGUUCCCUACAAUCCUCGACUUUUGAUGAAUUAUCAUGGACAUAUCAACGUGGAGUAUUGCAAUAAAUCAAAUGCAAUAAAGUAUCUAUUUAAAUAUAUCAACAAAGGCAGUGAUAGGGUGAAUGUUCAAAUUUCAAAUGCUGGAAAUGGAGAAUCGAACCAGGAUGAAAUUAAACAGUACUACGAUUGCAGGUAUCUAACUCCAUGUGAGGCAGCAUGGAGGACAUUUAAAUUUGAUAUCCACGAGAGAUGGCCGCCCGUGAAGCGCUUAUCAUUUCAUCUUCCCGGUCAGCAGUGUGUAACUUUCAACGAUGAUGAAGACUUGGAAGGCGUUGUUGAAAAAUGUUCAACUAAAGAUACUCAAUUCUUAGCAUGGAUGAAUGCGAAUAAGCUAUACCCGGAGGGAAGAAGUUUAACGUAUGCUGAAUAUCCGUCUAUGUUUGUUUAUAAGAAAGAUAAGCAAGUAUGGGAGCCAAGAAAGAGAGGUUUCUCCCUUGGUCGUCUUCAAUAUAUCGCUCUAGGCAUGGGCGAGGUAUAUUACAUGAGGAUUCUAUUAACAAAACAGAGGGGUUGUGACAGUUUUGCAAGUUUAAGAACUGUCAAAGGGGUUGUUUAUCCAACAUUCCAAGAUGCGUGCGAUGCUAUGGGAUUAAUGGAAGAUGAGAGGGAGUAUGUUGAUGGGAUUAUUCACAUGAGUGAGAUUGGUUCAGGGUCUUAUUUGAGGCAUUUGUUUGUAACGUUGCUCUCUACAAACGCUAUAGGAAAGCCAAGAGAAGUGUGGGAUAAGACAUGGAGAUUUUUAGCUGACGGCAUUUUGUACCACAGAAGAAGGUUGCUUAAAAUGCCAGAUCUUCAAAUAAAUGAUGAGGAUUUGAUGAACUUAUGUUUGAUUGAGAUAGAGAAGGUGUUGAGAACUAAUGGAAGGUCACUUAAAGAAUGGCCUAGCUUACCUUAUCCAUCAUUUUGUGAGACCUUUCGUUUUGAAAAUCAAUUUGUUGCAGAUGAGCUUAAUUACAACAAGGAUGAAAUGAACGUACAGCAUCAACAAUUGGUCUGUUCCCUAACUUCUGAACAGAAAGGAGCGUAUACCCAGGUAAUAAAUUACGAUUAA
Lotus japonicus is the source of this 1470-nucleotide messenger RNA. RefSeq lists its product as uncharacterized. The transcript has 3 exons. The record is from RefSeq and is a predicted model, not a curated record. NCBI's taxonomy places the organism in Eukaryota, Viridiplantae, Streptophyta, Magnoliopsida, Fabales, Fabaceae. Bases 1 to 1470 code for a protein of 489 amino acids.